CGAGCUCAAGAAUGCUCAUCGGCGAGUGUUGCGUCAGACGAUGCUGAUGAUGGUGCGCUCCAAGUCCAACGAUGAAAACGAGGGAUAUGGAGAUUUACUGCACGAGUUCCAGAAAUUAGUACGCGAGGCAGCGAACAAACGGAAACUGCCCAAACAGAAAGAGGAACCGGAAGAGCAAGGGAAAGCGGCCACUCCUGGAAGACGAACGACCACAAGACGACCUACGCUUUCAGCCCGGCGAGUUUCAAGCAUCAACCAGUCUCCCAUUACUGCACAAGCUUCCAGCCAAUCAACAGAAGCGGCCAGAGCAUUGGAUGUGCCAGCCAGCCAAUCACAGAGCUCCGCGACCAGAAGGCUCUCGUCUGCGACAUCGAAAAACCAAAUGGCAGAGAAUGCUAACGACUUUUCAUUGAAUCUUGGGUCACCGGGACGCCAAGACCAGUCCUCAUAG
Messenger RNA from Aplysia californica (California sea hare), 451 nucleotides. RefSeq lists its product as uncharacterized. NCBI's taxonomy places the organism in Eukaryota, Metazoa, Mollusca, Gastropoda, Aplysiida, Aplysiidae. The record is from RefSeq and is a predicted model, not a curated record. Gene Ontology annotation, molecular function: calcium ion binding.